Messenger RNA from Grammomys surdaster, 1450 nucleotides. It is a transcript of the gene Mpi, whose product is annotated as mannose phosphate isomerase. Gene Ontology annotation, cellular component: cytosol. The transcript has 8 exons. Gene Ontology annotation, biological process: GDP-mannose biosynthetic process; carbohydrate metabolic process. Lineage: Eukaryota; Metazoa; Chordata; Mammalia; Rodentia; Muridae. The coding region runs from base 36 to 1307 and encodes 423 amino acids. The record is from RefSeq and is a predicted model, not a curated record. Gene Ontology annotation, molecular function: mannose-6-phosphate isomerase activity; zinc ion binding.
CUUACGUUCCUGAAGCCGGGUCUCAGACAACUGGGAUGGCGAGUCAGCGAGUGUUCCCACUUUCCUGUGUGGUGCAGCAUUAUGCCUGGGGGAAGGUGGGCUCCAAAAGCGAAGUGGCAAGCCUGCUGGCUAACAGUGACCCACUGGCCCAGAUCUCAGAGGACAUGCCAUAUGCAGAGCUGUGGAUGGGGGCACACCCCCGGGGAGAUGCCAAGAUCCUUGACAACCGUAUUUCCCAGAAGACCUUAGGCGAGUGGAUUGCUGAAAACCAGGACUGCUUAGGGCCAAAGGUCAAAAACGCCUUUAAAGGGAACCUGCCCUUCCUCUUCAAAGUACUCUCAGUGCAAACAGCCCUGUCUGUCCAGGCACACCCUGACAAGGAGCUGGCAGAGAAGCUGCAUCUCCUGGCUCCAGAGCACUACCCUGAUGCCAACCACAAGCCAGAAAUGGCCAUUGCCCUCACCUCCUUCCAGGGCUUGUGUGGUUUCCGGCCAGUGGAGGAGAUUGUGACCUUUCUGAAGAAGGUGCCCGAGUUCCAGUCGCUGAUUGGAGAGACUGCCGCAGUACAGCUGAGGCAGAGCGUGGGUGGUGAUCCUGCGGCCAUGGCCUCUGCUGUGAAGAACUGCUUUUCCCAUCUGAUGAAGAGUGAGAAGAAGGUGGUGGUGGAACAGCUUAACCUGUUGGUGAAGCGGGUCUCCCAGCAAGUAUUUGACGGAAACAGCAUGGAGGACAUUCAUGGGAAGCUCCUGCUACAGCUGCACCAGCAGUACCCUGGUGACAUCGGAUGUUUCGCCAUCUACUUCCUGAACCUGCUUACCUUGAAGCCUGGGGAAGCCAUGUUUCUGGAGGCCAACAUGCCCCAUGCCUACCUGAGGGGAGACUGCGUGGAAUGCAUGGCGUGUUCCGACAAUACCGUCCGUGCCGGCCUGACACCCAAAUUCAUUGAUGUGCCAACCCUGUGUGAAAUGCUGAACUAUACACCUAGCCCCAGCGAGGACAGGCUGUUUGCCCCAGCACAGAGUCAAGAUGACCCCUAUCUCUGUAUCUUUGACCCCCCUGUGCCAGACUUCACGGUUAUGAAGAUGGAGGUCCCUGGCUCUGUGACUGAAUACAAAGUCUUGACACUAGACUCUGCCAGCAUCCUUCUGAUGGUCCAAGGGGCAGUGACAGCUAUCACACCCACAGUACAAGCAGAGAUCCCUCUGGAGCGUGGUGGGGUGCUCUUCAUUGGGGCCAACGAGAGUGUUUUACUGAAGCUUACUUUGCCCAAGGAUCUGCUGAUAUUCCGGGCCUGCUGUCUGCUGUAGAGACCAGUUCUUAGCCUCUCUGCCCAUCACCUAUACCCUGGCCAGUUCCACAUUUCAGAUCCAGCCCAAUCCCUGUCCCUGUUGUGCACUCUUUGAAUGUAUACUGGAUUAGAAAUAAUGAAUUUGGCAUUAGUGACUCCAGA